GUAUACUUAUUGUCGAUAUUUUCCAUCAUUGAGUUCUCUAUAUACCGUGCAUCAUUGGAAACGGAUCAUUUCAAAAAGGCAAUAAUUUUCAUCAAAUUUAGUAAGGCCGUUUAUAGAAAAUGGAAAUUUCAAAAGGAACGAGUUGUUCUCAUGUGCUGAGAUAGCAUAUAGAGAGAAUUGGUGAACAUGAAAUUCUUUGAAGUCCUCCCGGGGGAUUUGUUGUGAGCUAGAGGGACUUCAGGAGAUAGUGUCUUUAUAUAUCCAAUUAUGUCAGAAGGAAUAAGAAGAAUCAACACAUUUGUGUCCACCAAGAUCAGUUGUGUGAGAUGGCGUCCUACACCACAAGACACUCUGACACCGUCCAGCCAGUUUGUCUCUGGAAGCUGGGAUGAUGAGGAGAACUGUCUGCAGCUGUGGCAGUGGUCUGACUCUGGGGACGAUCCGCGCUGCCUGCACCGGCUCCCCUGCCGACCAGACGUCAACUGUCUGUCUUAUGUCUCGCUGGACGUGUUUGCGGCGGCCACCUCGGACGGUGACGUCACGCUCUACCGUCACGUGUCCGAGCGACUGGAGCCGGGCCGGCGCUGGGACCGACUUCACCGCACAAAGCGCGGCGCGGCACCGUGCACCUGGCUCUCGGCGUUCGAACAGGAGCUCGUCUCGGUAGGCGACGACGGCAGGAUGGUGGUGCUGAACAUGCACUCACAGAAACCCGGACGAGUCAUCGCGGCGGACACGUGCAGCGUGUACCGCGUGCAGCACGUGACCCACUCGCACGUGGUGACGGCCAACAUGCGCGGCCAGCUGAAGUCGUGGGACCUGCGCGCCGACAGCGACGAGCCCACAUCCUCGGUGAUGGCCUCACAGCAGCAGUGUGCGGUGACGGCGCUGGCGCGCCACCCCACCCAGUACCACGUGCUCGCCUCCGGUGACGGAGACGGCGUCAUCUGCAUCUGGGACAUGCGCCAGCCGCGCUUCCCCGUCACAGAGCUCAAGUCGCACGCCGACGAGGUGAGCGACCUGCUGUUCCACCGGCUCUGUCCGGACAGUCUGUUCUCGGCCGCCCACGACGGCUCCGUCUGCCAGUGGAAUAUCGGCACAACGGCCAGCAGCGGGCUCAGCGCGCGCCUCCACACCUCCGGCAGGGAGCCGCCGGCGGACGCCGCGCAGACCUCGUGGCUGACGCUGGACGCCUCGAAGCGCUACCUGGACGUGCUAUCGCUGCUGCCGGCCGGCCCGCUGCCCGUCAACAGCCUUGACGUCAGCGAGGACCGGCUGGUGUGUGGCGGCGACAACGAGGUGAUCCACUGCGUCAGCCAGCUGACCGUGUGACGGCCGCCCCGCCGGGGCUCGCAGAGACAGCGGGGAGGGGCGUCCCCCCCCCUCGGCGCCGCGCCGAGGGGGAGGCUUGGCGAGAGCGGGGUGACGGAGUGACCCCUGGCCCUGACGGCGCUGCGCUGCGGCAACUCUCGGUGAGGCAUGGCGCCAGAUCUUGACGAGGGUCUUGUCGUGUCUCAUUGGUCCAUUUCAUUGCCACGCUACAUGGAUCGACGCUCUGCCGCGAUGCACUGAACCCGAAUUGCGCAGAUGCAGAUAUAAUGCGGAAACGAUUCGGCAUUGCGUAUAGUGUCAUUAGGUCAUUUACGGUGCCUGCUCAAGUGAAGAGCGGGUGGUCCCAGGCUGCGCUGAAGCGUAGGACGGGGAGGGGGGAUGAAACAUUGUCAUUGAUCAGCAAAUGUUCAUGAUGCCAGUUUGGGACCAUGCCAAACGGAUUUCUAAUGUCAUUUGUGUCGUUUCAAAGACACCUCGAAUGUGGUCCAGGCUGUUGUCGGCUGCCAUGAUAAUAAAUGCCAUUCCUGUUUUA
Molecule: messenger RNA, 1864 nt
Organism: Amphibalanus amphitrite
Lineage: Eukaryota; Metazoa; Arthropoda; Thecostraca; Balanomorpha; Balanidae
Product: nucleoporin Nup43-like
Exons: 9
Coding region: 268-1332 (354 amino acids)
Cellular component (GO): nuclear pore outer ring
Molecular function (GO): protein binding
Source: RefSeq, a predicted model, not a curated record